Messenger RNA from Echinops telfairi (small Madagascar hedgehog), 3208 nucleotides. It is a transcript of the gene CUNH3orf80, whose product is annotated as chromosome unknown C3orf80 homolog. The transcript has 2 exons. The record is from RefSeq and is a predicted model, not a curated record. The coding region runs from base 1 to 645 and encodes 214 amino acids. Lineage: Eukaryota; Metazoa; Chordata; Mammalia; Afrosoricida; Tenrecidae.
AUGGGGACAUUGGUCUCGUCAGCCAAUCAGGAAGGUGGCAAGGAUGAAAACCAGCAGCAAUGGCUGGCGUGCGGCGAGCGGGAGCGCUGCUGCGACGCGGCCAACGGCACGGCGGUGCGCUGCUGCAAGCUGCCGCUGCACGCCUUCCUCGACAACGUGGGCUGGUUCGUGCGCAAGCUCUCGGGGCUCUUCAUCCUGCUCGUGCUCUUCGGCAUCGGCUACUUCCUGCAGCGCAUCAUCUGCCCCAGCCCCCGGGGCAGGUACCCGCGCGGGCAGCCUCGGCCCGGGCAGCCGGGGCCCGCGGGGCCCCCCGACGACGACGACGACGCGCCCGCGCUGCUGCGCGACGAGGCCACCGCCGGCUCGCAGGACUCGCUGCUGGACAGCGGCCGCCGGGGCCGCGGAGGCGGGGGGCGCCCGGCAGCGGCCGGCGCCUCGGAGCACGAGCUGCGCGUGGUGUCGCCCGUCUUCCUGCAGCUGCCCAGCUACGAGGAGGUGAAGUACCUGCCGACCUACGAGGAGUCCAUGCGGCUGCAGCAGCUCAGCCCCGGGGACGUCGUGCUGCCCGUGUCGGUCCUCGGGCACCCGCGGGGUGGCGGCGCCGGAGAACCCGACGGCGGCCAGAGGCGCUUCCCGCUCAUCUGAGCGCGGCGCGCGGACCGGCAGCCGGCGGGGCGCGCUGGCUCCGAUUCCGACCGGCACCCCGGCCUCACCGCCCCUCGCUCGGCCUUGGGAUCGGGUCCCACGCCACCCCUCUCCCCCGGGGUCCCAAGUUUGCCCUUGUUUCCACCGGUGCCAGGAACCUUCGGCCGGCGCCGCGGGAGCGCAACUUGGAGCCCAGCCCUCGACCUUUCUUCGGCUUGAAGUUCACUCGUAAGUGCCUGCUUCCCGAAUCUUAGUGAACACGUGAGCCCUUCGGCGAGGCGUUCGCAGGGCGUCUUCCUUUGGGACGUGGAGAAAGGGGAGCAGUCACACCCCCUGCCCUCCUUCCUGGACUGCUAGUGGCUUCCUGGGAUGGGCGGAGGGUGAGGGGCCAGGUGCCCUGCCCGCCAUUGCUGAGCUAGUGGCUGAGAAGCUACUAGCGCUUGGGUGGGAUCAAAGCCGGCCCUUUCGGGGGAGUCACGCACCCUCCCCAAACGACAAGAGCCUUUCAGUGUCUUCCUGCCCAAGCAGAGAGUCGCAGCGCCUGGCAGGGGUGGGGGUGAGGGUGGGCGUGUGAUAUCCGGCUAGUUGCUGUACUUGUCCAGGGUCCAGCAACUGCUGUGUAUUAAAAACAGUUAAAAGGUACAGUUGGACUUUUGAUUUUUUAAUUACUGAGAUGUUAUUUAUAUUUAUCUAUUAUUUUAAUAUUUCUUACCCUGUAGUAGAUGCAACUGGAGGCUAUGUCAGAAAAUUAAUGGCAAGAUAAUCAUCUCGUGGGCCACACUGUCAUUGUUAAAUAAAUGUUGGACAUUAUUUCAUUUUAAAAAAGCAUGGUCAGAAGAAAGAUUGUAUAUGACUAAAAACGUGAAGGAUAUCUUAUUUUCACUAUUUGAGAAGAAUAUAUUUUAUUUUUAGUACUGUGACACAAUAUCUAACUUUUGAUAAUAACUGUACGUUAUGUAGUCUAGGUCUGAAUUGAUUAUAUCAUACAUCGCAUAGGCUAUAUGUAAAAAUGAUUGAUGUAAAUAUGCCGUACCCUGAAGCACGCACAUGUCAUGCACUUCCCCCUCUGUUGUUCAGGUGGAGGGGAUUACAAAACAUAAGAACUUGUUGUGACUUGUACCUUGUUUUAAAGCCAUACCUGUGCAGUGAGAUGCUACAGAAAGAUGCAGCCAGUCUAUCCUGGGGAGCGGGUGAAGGGGCCGAGAAUAAGUGUCACUGUCUCCGUUCCACCGUUCUAUGAAAGACCCGAGCUCAGCGCGGUCCGUGGGGGACUCCAGGUACCGUAAGAUAGCUGACUGCCCUGCCCCAGAGAGCUUUCAGGGCUGUUGUCAGUCUUUACCGAGGAACUGCUGCCUUUUGGGUUAGCACCGGAGUGCCUAACCAUGGUGCCACCAGGGCUCCUUCCUUUCAGCAAAAGAUACAAAGUAAUGUAUUAAAAUGAAUUAUGUAUGAUGGACUUACGCCUGGAGGCGUAGCGGUUAUGCGUUGGGCUGCGAGCCACGGGGCUGGCCCUUCCAAACCACCAGCAGCAGUUCCAGGGGCUGAAGACUGGGCGUCUAUUGCUGCCAACAGUCUCGCAACCACCGCGGGGUCGCUAUGAGUCAGCAUCGACCUGAUGGCAGUGUUUGCUUUCUUUGGGUUCGUAUGCAUAUUGUCUAUGUACAAUAUACACGUGUGCCAUGUAAUUAUUACCCUUUCUGAUUAUCAUGAAAGAAAAAAUAAGUAAAACAUACUUUCUCUGCUUGGGGAAAAGUAAAUAUUACAGAGAGAAAGAUUGACUUUUGACUACAUAUGUCUGGGACACCUGUACAUUCUUGUGGUUGAAAAGUUUUACAGUUCCAAGAAAUCUUAAGAUAGUAGCAUUGUGUUGGAAGAGAAUGAUUUGACUAAACUUCUAAAAGCAAAUGACAUUGUCAUUGAAGAGAAAUCAUUUGACAUGUAUUUAAAUAUAAAAAGCAUUUAAAUAUUUGUGCAAAUUUUAUCAAGUGUGUAACUGUAUGGCAAUAUAUGAAGUAUUGAUCUUUGUCAUUUAAAAGCUAAUUUAAGCUGUGAUUGGCAAAAGUAUUGGGAGUUGAGAUGAUAUUGAGGAUUGUACAAGAUUUAAUAAAAACAUUGAAGAAUUGAAUAUUAAUGUUUCUUAAGUACUGUACAUUUGUGUUACAUCUGGCUAUCAAUACCACCUACUACUCAACCUAAUAAAAUUUGACAUAUUUAUUGAAUUAUCCGUUGAGGGUACACUAUUUUAGACAGUGUUUAAAAUUCGCCAUGUCUGAAAUAUCAACAUUAUCCACAUAGAGCAUAAAAUAUAGGUUGUGAUGUUAACAGAACAUUACAAUAAAAAAAUAUAUAUUCUUUUCUGUUUUUAUAUAUAUAUUCUUAUAGGGAUAUAUGUCACCUAUAGAACCUAUCCCUAAAAUUCAGAAUAAAAUGUGAUAUUUCUACUUGAUACUGUUUAUGCAGUGGGGGGCCUACUGGAUUUUAAAAAUUACAACAGCUUUUUACUUUUCUUGCAUAUAUACAAGUUUUUAUUCACUCAAUAAAAAUAGGCUUUGUUUACUCUUUG